Hyposmocoma kahamanoa is the source of this 2388-nucleotide messenger RNA. RefSeq names its product zinc finger-containing ubiquitin peptidase 1-like. NCBI's taxonomy places the organism in Eukaryota, Metazoa, Arthropoda, Insecta, Lepidoptera, Cosmopterigidae. The record is from RefSeq and is a predicted model, not a curated record. Bases 1 to 2316 code for a protein of 771 amino acids. The transcript is spliced from 14 exons.
AUGUCAACAAGUCCCUUCCCGUACACUUGUGAACUAUGCGGGGUGGAAGGACUGACGGACGAAGGCAUGCGGUCUCACACUUUGGAGGCCCACGUACAGGGGAGGCCAGAGUGUCCUUUCUGCGACUGUGCCGUACCUCAACCACAGCUUGUUGGGCAUGUUCAGAGGGCGCAUUUGCAUUACCUCACCCCUGAAAGGGAGUUGAUGGCCUUUAUAGAUGAUCAAAGUCCGAGUUUCGACGAUGAUUCCAAAAUGACGACAACAGACAGCUGCAGCUACAACACCCCUGGCUCAAUCAAUGGCUGGCACAGCCCUGAUACCUCCGCAUCCUUCCACAACGGUGCCAUCUCAAAAAACUCCUACCACAACGGGUUUCAAGAUCUAAGGAACGACAAAGACAGCUAUAGUAUCAAAAGUGACAAAGACUAUAGAAAUGACAGGGACGAAGAAAGAUGCUCAAGAUCACCAAAAAAUAUAAAUUUGACGAAUGGAAUGAAAAAUGUAAAUAUCAGCAAUGGAGUUAUUCCGAAAAAGUUAAACAGACAAAGCUCUGCUGACGGAGAAGUCGUUAAUGGACAUGUUUACGAUAGAAAAGGUGCUCAUUUAAGUCCAAGUCACAAUUCCAGUAGCUAUGAAGGAUCACCAAAUAAAAAUAAACUUUCAAUGGCGAGUGCUGGGCAAGGUUCACCACUAAGAUCUCAAUUAGCUUUAAAAUUAAAACCUAACACACCUAAAAAGUCAGCUCCAACACCAAGUCCGACGGAACAGUGUCUCCUGUGUGAAUUCACGUCAACAUGUCCGAGAAAACUGGAGGAACAUAUAAACAGAGCUCACUUCGACUUAACUUCGCCCUCCGUGAUGGGCAAUGCUAACGCCAACUCCAACGCUAACGUGAAUUCGAAUACGACAUCAACUACAACUGAUAACCCGACUUUGGGGUUGAGUAACCCGAGUUUAACGUUGGAUAACCCAACAUUAGGUUUCUCUGCAAUGGCAAUGUCUCCUGGCCCUCAGUGCUCGAGUUUCCAGUGUCCGAUUUGUGAGAGAGAGUUCUCGACCGGCUCGGAUGUGGAAAUGCAUGUUAAUGUGGAACAUAGAGACAUUCUGAGUCCACAAAAAUCCGAUCAAGUCGACAAUACAUCGUGUGACGACGUAGUUAUGAUGGAGGAAAGCCCUGUUAGCAACUGUCCUGUCUGCUGCCAGCCACUCCCACAGUCUCAACAUGAACUGAUCCAACACAUAGAAGAACAUUUCGAGCGCGGCGAGGACGGCGGCGCAGCUGCACUAACAGCAGCAGAGAGAGAAGCCAUGAAGAGUAGGGAGGAACAUGAGUUCCAGCUAUUACGGGCUCAAUAUGGCAUGGAGGAGGACGACGAAGAGGGCUACACGAACCGCGCAACGAACAGCCUGAAACGCGCCGUGUAUAGCGGAGCCUUAUCCGUGGCAGGGUACUAUGAACGCAGUGUGGGGUUGAAGCGAUCGUCGACUUCGGGGUGCGAUACUGGCGCUUCUAGGACCACUGGGAUCCUUGAAAGGAUAUACCAACUGAACAGUCAGAACAGCAGUAUAGUGAGGACAUACCUUUGCAGUGCUGUUGAUCAUUUCGCGAGCACGUACGGAGACAGGGGGUGGGGUUGCGGAUAUAGGAACAUGCAAAUGGUCCUCUCGUCUCUCAUGAAACACCCUCCCUACAACGUGCAACUAAGCUGCCUAACAGAGUGCCCGGCGCAGGCGCAAGCAGCCGCCGCGGAGUGCUCCUUCGUGCCCUCCAUUCCUCGACUGCAGAUGAUGGUCGAGAGGGCUUGGCAGAUGGGCUUCGACACGCAGGGCUCGGAACAACUAGGUUGCAAAUUGUACAAUACACGAAAGUGGAUCGGUGCAUGCGAAGUAAUCACGGUGCUUUCUUCACUUAGAAUAAGAUGCCAGCUGAUAGACUUCCACAAGCCAACCAGUCCUGAUGGUAGCCACCCUGCCCUCUUCGACUGGGUAUUAAAAUACUUUCAGGACGAUCCCAAUGGGUUCAAGGCGCCUCUCUACUUGCAGCAUCAAGGUCACUCUCGAACAAUAAUAGGUUAUGAGAAACUUAAAGACGGCAAAGCGACUCUUCUGGUAUUGGAUCCAUCACAUUCUCCUGCUCAAGUUCGUCAAGUCCUUUGCGGCAACACAUCAGCUUGUAUGACAGCGUUAAGACUGCUGCGUCGAGGAUCAUCAGCUCUGCGAGCGAGACAGUAUCAACUGUUAUGCGUCAAUGGAGUCAUGACCAGUGACGCGGAGUACGAGGCCAGCAAAGUCCUGCAGUCAGUCCGAAUCCCAUAGUGCAGGUGAGAGGGGCCGUCCGCCCACGAAACAUCACCCUAGUUCACAUUCACGCUUUACAAUAUUACGUUA